Leucoraja erinaceus (little skate) is the source of this 2305-nucleotide messenger RNA. RefSeq lists its product as uncharacterized. The coding region runs from base 403 to 1074 and encodes 223 amino acids. The record is from RefSeq and is a predicted model, not a curated record. The transcript has 2 exons. NCBI's taxonomy places the organism in Eukaryota, Metazoa, Chordata, Chondrichthyes, Rajiformes, Rajidae.
CCUGAGGAAUUGCUAAACUCUUGUGUUUUAAAUUAGAUUUGUCACAGCUGGGAAUUUGUUCUCCAAGAGAAAAGCCUCUCCACUCAAAAAUGAUCUGUCGGGGAUUAGAAAGAUUUAAUUAAGAAAUUUAAUUUGCUGGGCUGGGAUUUUGUAUGAGAACAUUAUCUUGGAAGGAGUGAAGAUUGGAAGACUGAUCUCUUCAAGAAUUGUUUACAGCUUGGCAUCUUAAAUUAGACUGAUGUUCACCGGAAAAUGGCUCAUCCUAUCUUGCACCUUAGGACACCUCUUCUCUUCAAAUAAUUAAUUAAGACCACCACUGUUUUUGACAUUAGUGGGUCUACAUUAAAGCAAAUGACCAAGUCAGCUCCUGUAGUGAUCAAUCGGAGAUAUUACUUUCAGUAAAUGACAUAUGCGUUUGGCAGGAAGUUUGUUGGUGAUCUUCAAGGAUAUAAAGGUAGGUGUGAGAGUUUUCCCAACAGUAACGGGCUAGCUUCUUCUUUCUUAAUCGCUUUGGUUUUCACUGCAAACCUUCUUCGUCUCUUGAAGCGACCUGCAACUGCUAGUAGAAUGCUUUCCUCGGUCUACAGUGCUCUCAUCAUCUCUGUCCUCUUCUCCGGAGACUGUUCCUCUUCCUCCGUCAGAGCUCUUGGACAAUUGGAAGAAGUCAAUGUGCCCCCAAACGACUAUAGCCAUGAGAUGAUGUUGGCUGUUGGGAAAUACCCAGAGAACAGAAGGUCCCUAAGAUCGUAUAAGACCAAACAACUUCUUCAGACAAGCCAAGUAGACCCCAAAGUCUUCCUCUUUCCAGAUUUGGGUUUCAAGAUGGACCCAAAAACUGUUCAACAACCUUUUACAUUCCAGAGGUUCUCCAAACCCCCUCCAGGCUUCAGAUCAGUGAAAGGACCACUUGGCAUCUUAGCCAAGAGGACGGAAACCUCCCAGGCAUCUGACCAAGGGAAAGAGUUUGAGUUGCCGGAGAUGCAGAGAGAACCCGACAAUGAAGAAAGUGGGGCAAUGUUCCCAAUGGGUAGGAGAACUUCCGACGGUAAGUCAUUAUUGAGAUGUGACCAUUGAGUGGGAAUUUGCAAUGCUGGAGAGGAGCAGAGGAAGAUUCCAAAAGAUAGACACAAAGUGCUGGUGUAACGCAGCGGGUCAGGCACCAUCUCUGGAGAACAUGGAUCGGUGACGUCUCAGCUCGGGUCGCCUCUUCGACUGAGAUUCAGAGAUUGGGCCUGACCUGCUAUGUUACUCCAGCAUUUUGUGUCUUUGGUAUAAACCAGCAUCUGUAAUUCCUUGUUACUACAUAGCAGAGGAAGAUAGUUGAAUCGUAGAUCUAAACCGAGUGAAAAAAUGUUUGAGUCCAAGAAUUUUCAACUAUACCAUCUCUCACAGAAAAUCCAUGCGGCACAGCAGGCAGCUAUUCAGCCCUUCACGUCUAUGCUGGCCCUCCAUGUAAUAGUCCGAGUCCAAUUCUCCCACUGUUUCCCCAUUGUACAACAAAAGAUGUAGAUUGAACUUGAUGUCAAAGGUGGACAGGGGUCAGUGGGGAUGUUUCGGUGGUGAUAUCUUACACGUUAGUUCAUGAAUGACUUGGGUCAGACUCAAAACACCACCCAAGACAAUUUCCACAUGCCCAAAAUAGUGAAGCUGGGCUACAACCUGUGACUUUAGAGAUCCAGCGCGAACACAGGCCCCACCGCCCACUGAUUUCACACCAACCCGUACACUAAACUAUUGUACACACAGAAAUACAGAGUUGAAGUUGAAAUCAGAUCUGACAUGACCAAGCUGGAAGGGCAUUUUUGAUAGGCAUCACAUACGGCAUAUGGAUCACAUACAGGCAGAGGAGAUUAGCUUAUCAAGGCAUCAUGUUCAGAAGUGGCUCUGUUUCUGUGCAGUACUAUUCUAUGUUCACCUUUAAGUUUAUUCAAGACUCAGCUAAAACGCACUCCUUGGCUGAGGUUGCAUUAAUGUCCGAGGCAAAUUAGGAGAUAUGGAGAUGGUGAUGCAGCAGAGCUGCUGCAUUACAGCACCAGAGACCUGGGUUCGAUCCUGACCACGGGUGCUGUCUGUGUGGAGGUUAUAUGUUCUCCCUGUGACCGCACGAGUUUUCUCCGGAUGCUCCGCUUUCCUCCCACACUCCAAAGACACACAGGUUUGAAGGGUUAGAGAGACACACAAAGUGCUGGAGUAAUUCAACAAGUCAGGCAACGUCUCUGGAGAAAACGGAUGGGUGACAUUAGACUUGGUGCAGUCUGAAGAAGGGUCCCGACUCGAAACAUCACCCAUCAUUUUCCCCACUUUA